UUGCUCUUCUCCUCUAAGACUAUUUAGUCUUCAAGUGGUCGUUUCAUCAGUUCUGAAAGUUCACUGACGACCUUCAAUUGCUUUUGAAACAAAUGUCUCAGUGAUGGGAAAACAGCGAACAAUUUCCUGGGGGGUUGCGGUAUCUAGAAAAAGGCUCUCCUCUCUCCUGACCAAAGGAAUUGCUCAUUCAAGGAGGGUAUGUGCAAUCAAGCACCGAAAACUACGCCCCAUACACUUCGAGCCUCGUGUAUGGAGCAAGUGCACAGAGCUGGCGCACGUUUGCUGAAGCUCUGGCUGGAUAAAAUGCCAAUGAGCUUUCUCUUGAAAAUAAAUCAUUUCCCGAUGACGGAGAAUCCAGGAGCAACACGGAAGGACUGAGGAUAUAGAGGGAACAUGUACUGUAAUGUGUACAUUAAUAAUCAAGCUGAGACGUCACCCCGACACGAAAUCCAACUGCUUGGAAACUUUUUUUUUUAUCCCAACGAGCGAGUUUCUUUUUGCUGUCGCAACCUCACUUCGAGAAAUUCCGCAUACACACAUAGGGCGAGCCACCCCACCGCACAAGAACCACUGGCCGUGAACCCUUCCAAUAAAUAACUCAUCUACGCAUCAACCCAUAAUCUUUUCCUUUCUCCGCAGAAGGACAUCACCACCCGUCAUCAUGUCAGACCAGACCAACGCAGCCUGGCCGCUCGCCGACCAAGCGAUGACCCAGACAAUUCUGGAUCUUGUCCAGCAAGCCUCGCACUACCGCCAGCUGAAGAAGGGGGCCAACGAGGCCACCAAGACCCUGAACCGCGGCACCUCCGAGAUUGUGAUUCUCGCUGCAGAUACCACCCCACUGGCGAUCCUCCUCCACCUCCCGCUCCUCGCUGAGGAUAAGAACGUGCCCUACGUGUACGUGCCCAGCAAGAUGGCCCUGGGCCGCGCAUGCGGUGUCAGCCGUGCCGUCAUCGCGGCUAGCAUCACCACCAACGAAGCCAGCGAUCUGAAUGCUCAGAUUCAGACGCUGAAGAUGAACGUUGAGAGGUUGAUGAUAUAGGCUUCUAGAUGGACGGAUUGGGUGGAUAUUCUGGAUUUUGGAUUUUGCGGAGGCAAUCACUGGCCCGGGAGGGGGUUGGCAUGACCAUUGGGCUGUUCUUACUGACUACUGGAUAUUUGAACCGGUGGGGAAUCGGACUGUGCCAGUGGCGGGGAUUGUGUAUAACCAGCUAUCCUCUACAGAGCCAAACGGGGAAACCUCCCACAAGUAAAUAGGGUGAAAAUUUAGAUUUAAAAAACUGAAAAAUGCUAUCUCAUUUAAACUCUUACCCAACUCCUAAUCCCUCCAUGUUUUGUAAUGUUUUACGUUUCAUACAUGUUUGAUUUUCUAUAUUGGUUAAUCUCCACAAGCCAUGAUCAGUAGGACAGUUGAAGAGACUGGGAAACAGAAAAGAAUGAAACAAAAUAUACAGACACAAGAACAAACUAAACAAGCUUCAUUGACUGACACGAUAUGGCGGCGUGCAGAAGAAGAGCAUGUCUAAUCAUUUGAUCCCCGUACUUGGUUCCAUUACACCUGUGGGAAAGCUGUACAAAGCUGAAGGACAUGAAUGAAUCUGAGCGAUGAUAAAACCUAGAUAUAUAACUGAGAAGAGAAUCAAAAAAUUGUAGCACUAAUGAGAGAAAACAAAGCACUGAAAAACAAGAUAUGUAAUGUAUGUACAUAACAACUAUCAUUUUUCUCUUUCCGCCAUCUCUCUGAUGUGUUGCUUUUAUCUAUCUAUAUGUACUCUAUAUUUAACAUGGUGGUGGCCCGCGAUAGGCUAGUUAGAAUAUAAAGCCGAUGAGAAAAGAAAAGCAUAUGUCAAACAAGAAAACGAAAGGAAAAUCAUAAAAAACACAAUAAAUAGCC
This is a messenger RNA of Blastomyces dermatitidis ER-3, 1894 nucleotides long. RefSeq names its product ribonucleoprotein-associated protein. The coding region runs from base 662 to 1042 and encodes 126 amino acids. Gene Ontology annotation, cellular component: box C/D methylation guide snoRNP complex; nucleolus; small-subunit processome. Gene Ontology annotation, biological process: mRNA splicing, via spliceosome; ribosome biogenesis; maturation of SSU-rRNA. Lineage: Eukaryota; Fungi; Ascomycota; Eurotiomycetes; Onygenales; Ajellomycetaceae. Gene Ontology annotation, molecular function: RNA binding. The transcript has 4 exons. The record is from RefSeq and is a predicted model, not a curated record.